Plasmodium gonderi is the source of this 3261-nucleotide messenger RNA. RefSeq lists its product as hypothetical. Bases 1 to 3261 code for a protein of 1086 amino acids. The transcript has a single exon. NCBI's taxonomy places the organism in Eukaryota, Apicomplexa, Aconoidasida, Haemosporida, Plasmodiidae. The record is from RefSeq and is a predicted model, not a curated record.
AUGUCCAUGUUUGAAGGAUUGUUAAUUAAGUCCUCUGAGCGAAGUGCCAAGGGAAAAUGUAUAAAUACGAAUAAGGCAAGUGAAACACAAGAGACAAAAUUUGCACAGAGAGGAGACACUAGAGGUCAUAUUAAAAAUGAUCGUACAAAAGAUGGCCGAGUAAAUAGGGGGAAAAGAAACGACACUUAUUUAGACUUGAAGGAUUUAUCCUCCAGUUAUUGCAGUAUAACUGAGAGUGGUGAAAAAAAUGAAAACUGCUUCAAUGCAGAACACUUUGAAAAAUUAGUUUUGCAGGGAAACAAAAGUGAUGAGAUGAUUAUAGCAAGUCCAAGAAGCUUUCAGAAAUUCCCAAAUGGAAGCAAAAGUGCUAGCAGUACCCUCUUGAGUAAUUUUCCACCAUGUGAAAACUUCGAAGAACACAGAAAUAAUAAUCACUCUGAGAAUGAAUUAAGGCAGAAGAAUGGUUGUAGCUUCUCCAUCAUGAAAAGUAAUGAUGCUCUUAGUUUUUAUUCAAGUUCACCAUGCGAAGAAUUCAUGGAAGGUCCAAAAAUGUGUAUAGGAAAAGGAAGUAAUACGGUGAUUUCCCCAAAGGAACGGGAAUUCUGUAUUGAUAAUUCGCCAAUGGAGAUGGAAAUAGAAUUAAAACAUAUAACAACUCUUAUUCAACAUUUGUUUUUGAGUAAUACAAAUGAAUGGGAUAAGAGACAAUUGAAAGAAUUCUUGGACGAACUGCUUCAAAAUAAAAUAAAUUCAAAUGUGUUAACCAUUUCCUACUUUUUUAUAUAUCAUGCAUAUAUAAAUAAAAUGCUUUUAAACGUAAAAGUGGAGUAUAACUGUGAUUUAUUGUUAUACAAAUUUUUACAAAAGGUUCAUCAGAUAAGGAAAAAAAGAAAAAAAUAUAAAGAGGAAGAAAAAUUUUUAAUCAUAAAUGAAAAUCUAGAUACAGCAGAUGUAAUACAAAAUAAAAUAUUAAGCUACAACAUGGAACUAAUUCAAAUGGAAAAUUAUAUUACUGACUUAUUCCAAAAAAAAAAAUAUAUUAAUUUUCAUAAAAUCUUUUUAAAAAAUUAUGUUAAAAAUGUGUUAAAUGUAAUUAUUCGAAACAUAUAUUUACAUAAAAAAGAAGAAAAAGAAAAAAAAAAAAAAAAAAUUUAUAAAAAAAAAAGUGAAUUGGUCGAUUGGGAAAAGAAAAUUACACAAAAGGAAGUAGACAUAAAUACAGAAGAAGAAGAUAUAAAAUUACAAAGUCAAAAUGUGCAAGAAGCCAAAGAACAAUUAAACAAAUCUGUCCUUUCCAUAUCAUUAACAUACAAAAAGGAGAUACAGAAAAUCGAUGAAAAAAUUCAUUCCAUUGAUGAAAAUAUAAAAAAAUUAGAAGAACAAAUAGAGAAAAAAAAAAUAGAAAAGACAAACGCAUUGACAGUUAGAGAUAACUUAGAGAAGGAAAGAGAAAAACAAAUGGGGACCCUUCUACAGGAGCAGUCCAACAUAAACACAUCCAUGAAUUUUUUAAAAAACACCUCCUCCCUAUUGGAAGAGAAAAAGAAAUUUAUUUCUGAAGAAAAGGAAAAAAACAAAAAAGCCUCAGCAGAUUUGAAGGAAGAAUAUCAAAGCACCUAUCAAAAUAGGAUCCAAACCGAUCGCUUACUUUGGAGUCUCAAAAAAAUUAUGAACAAUUUUAAUGAUAAUUGUGAAUCUUUCUGUGCGGUUAAUUCAAAUGAGGAAAGGCAGAUAGUAAAUCAAAACAAAUCAUCAAAUGAAGAUAAUAACAUCGACUCACCGUGUGGUCAGGAUAAUCAUUCAAAGGAUAUUGCAACAGAAAAAGAGACCCCUAAUGGAAAGAACAAUUUGGAUACUUUCAAUUCAUUAAAAAAAAUGUUUAUCUUAAAAAAAAACAUUUUACAGUUGGAAAACAACAUGAACAGUUUAAAAGAAAAGAAAAAAAAACUCAUGAUUGACAUUAGUCAGUUUAAUUGUGAAAUAGACAAUGUAAAUAUAAAAAAGGAAAAUUUAAAAAAUAAAAAAAAAAUUCUACUUAAAAAUAAAAUGUUAAAUGAAAUUAAAAAUACAAUUAAUGAAUUUGAUGAGUUAGUCAAAACGGAAGGUGUCAUUUUGAAACAGUUAGAAGAUGCAAAAAAUGAUAUGACUGUUUUAAAAAAAUAUCACCUUCGAUUGAAGAAGGAAAGGGAAAAGUUAAAAAGUAAAUUAUAUAUUCAAGAAAUGAACUUACUCAAUUGUGAAAUACACCACAUUGAGCAUUAUGCAAAUGCUGAUGCAAACGUUUUCCACCAUCAGGAAAAUAUCCACGAGGGGGAAAGAUUAAUUUUGGAAGAUUCUUGUGUGGGCAAAGAUCUACCGUUCACUGGUGAAAAGGGACAUGCAGAAGUUGUUAAGACAGACCAUUUAUCUGAACUGAACCCAACUGAACCAUACAAUCAAGAGGAGAAUGAUUUUUUAUUUUCAGAGGAAUCAGAGCAGACAGAAGAGGAAGGAUUAAAUGUGUCCCUUACCCAAAUGAUACAUCAUUUAGACUUGUUAACCAAUGAGGAAGAACAGGAGGGGGUACAAAAUUUUUCAAAUGAUGAUGAAUCUGGAAGCAUCAAAAAUGAUAACAGAGGAAUUUCGCAAUGUAGAUCAGCAAGUGAUAGUGUCGAAAGGGAAAAUGUCAAAAGUGAUAGUGUCGAAAGGGAAAAUGUCAAAAGUGAUAGUGUCGAAAGUGAUAGUGUCAAAAGUGAUAAUGACGAAAGCAAUAGAGAUGAAACGAAUCGAACGGAGAUAUCCCCCCACCCUUGUGACGAAGAAGAACAUAACACUGCGAACGAUAUUAAUGAUAAGGAUGUAGAGGAUGCUGAGAGGUGCGUUCAAGAGGUUGUUAAAGAGGAUGACAUCGAUAAUGAUAUCGACGUUGAUGCUGAUGCUGAUGCAGAACUAACUGAUGUGCAAGACAACUGCAAUAACAGCCCCCCACGCAUGCGUGAACAUUACGUGGACCCGCUUAACCGUUUGAAAAAACUAAAAUUGGAGGAGAUUAAUACCUUCGAAAAGAUACUAGAGAGAUAUAAAAACAUUUGCAAUUUAAAUGAAAACAUAGAUCAUCGUGCAUUGGAACAUGACAUUAGACAGUUCCAUAUGGAAGUAGCAAAAGAGGAGAAUAUUUUGAAAAUAAAAAAAUUGCUUAUUUUGAAGAAAAGAAAAAAAUCCUUAAAAAGGUACUACCACUAUAUAUCAGACAAUAGUGAAGAGGAUGAACUGAACGUAUAA